Molecule: messenger RNA, 1359 nt
Organism: Brassica rapa (field mustard)
Lineage: Eukaryota; Viridiplantae; Streptophyta; Magnoliopsida; Brassicales; Brassicaceae
Source: RefSeq, a predicted model, not a curated record
AUGUCUUCAGCCCUUGAUAAAGCCCUUCUAGCUAUGUCGUUAGAAGAGGAAGAUACACCUUUCGACCUUCCUGAUCUUCCUCAAUACAGCUCUUGUCAAAACAACUCAAUCAGUUUGAUAGGAAGAAUCCUUAAUCCCGAUUGCCAGAAGAUUUCAAAUUUGAUUCGGGAGAUGCCCCAUGUUUAUGAGAAAGGGGUUCACUCGUUCAACGAUUGGACCUUAGCUAUCGAGAGAUGGGAAGAAAGACCUCCACCUGAUUAUCUCAACUUUGUUAACAUCUGGGUUCGUCUUCGUAACAUUCCAGUCAAUCAUUACACGGCUAAAUCUAUUGAAGCUCUUGGUGAUUUAGUUGGUCAGGUUGUGAUAGUCGCCUUUGAUCCCUCUAGGCCGCGUCUAAAUGAUUAUGAGAGAGUCUUGGUUCGCUUCGACGUCUCUAAGCCUCUACGCAAAACAAAGGUGGUUAAUCUUCCAAGCGGUGAGCAAACUACAAUCUUAUAUGAGUAUGAAAGAAUUCAUAAAAGAUGUUUUCAUUGUCAACGCUUAACACAUGAGCAAACGGUAUGCCCCUUCAAGCUUCGACAACUAGAAAAGAGUUCAGAGCAGAGUAACAUCUUGAACAGAGGUUUGAAGAAUUCUCAAGACAAGGUUUUAAAAGAAUCUGAUCCUCUCUUUGGGGUUUUAGAAGAAAAUCAGGUUGGGAUUAAUCCUGCAACAGGAAGACAGAGAAUUGCCAAAGAAGUACUUGAUGGAAUGAGGCAGUAUCUUCUUACAGCUUCAGGUCCCGAGAAAAUCAUCAGAGAAUUCAGAGUCAAGGCUUCUCUAGCGGAUUUGGGAAGUGAUCCUGUAGCUCAAAAGUCUUUUCUCAGUCUGGAAAAUGUUCCGGUGAUUACAUCUGAAGUUGAUAAAGGAAAAGGACAUGUUUUUGAGUAUCAGAACAAGUCUUCAUCGGAGAUUCCUAAUCAUACUCCCGGUUAUCAUACUAAACUUCUUGCAUCUGCUAUUCAAGCUGGGAGAAACAAGAUUGACAUAUCUACUCCUCAAUACUUCUAUUCUGAAGGCUCAGCAAACGAUUUCUAUGAAGAUUCAAGAUCUUUCAUGGAGUUCUCUUCGGUUAAUUCGGCAGAGAUUGGAGAAGCUGGUACAUCACGUUCGGUAACUGGUUUCAAGCCUGGAAGAGCUCGUAGAAGACCUCCUAAAAGUAAAAGACAACCUACUGAAGGAGCUUUAAAGAUUAAUGAAGUCAGUUACAAGAACAUGGUUGUUAAGAGAAAGGCUGAAGAUGAAGUCAAGCAAGGUUCUAAGAUCAAGCGAAAGCUUAACGAGGCGGUCCCAAUGGAGGGACUGCCCAAAGAUUUAUGA